Molecule: messenger RNA, 2340 nt
Organism: Megalobrama amblycephala (Wuchang bream)
Lineage: Eukaryota; Metazoa; Chordata; Actinopteri; Cypriniformes; Xenocyprididae
Product: angiopoietin-related protein 7
Exons: 6
Coding region: 1-1314 (437 amino acids)
Source: RefSeq, a predicted model, not a curated record
AUGAGGUUGUCUGUGGUGAAUGCUUUGUUACUCUGGUCAGCAUGGGCCCCGUUUCUUGGUGUCAAAUCCAAAGAUGCUGUUGAAGAGUCUAAAACAGACCCUUCUCAGGGUAACACACAUCGAGUUAGCAGUGGCCUAAUGCAGUGUGGUGAAUACAGCAAUGAAGUGAUGCCAAAUGGACAGUGUCGUUUAAUAGCCACAUUACCCCAGCUGGAGGAACAGCGGUGUCCUGACAUGUUCCGCUGUACAGAUGAGGUCUCCUACUGGCUGCGUGAGAAUGAAGAACGCAAGCAGCAAAUGCAGGACCUGAAAGAGACCAUCUCAGAGCUUCAAGAGGAGCUGAGGAGUCACAGGCAUCGUAUUAAAGUGCUGGAGUUGCAGAGCGAGGAGAAGUAUGGAGUAAACUCGUCUUUAGAGCAUCGCUUUCACACGCUGCAGCAGAUCUAUGAAGAGGCCAAUGCGCUGCUGCACAUCCACGGAUCACUCAUCUAUGAAAUGCAAACACAGAUUCGCAACCUCACUAUGAUAGUAGACCGUGUGAGGCGCAAUCCAGGCUGUAUGAUCAAUAUCAUCCGCACAAGCCCGCUUCUCAGCGCCCAAGAUACCCUUCAUCCAGAGGUGCAGCAUGUAAGAAACUGUCCAAUUGACUGUGCAUCACUGUUCUACAAUGGAGUCCACCGAUCUGGGAUUUUUACUGUUGUGCCCUCACUGGGAUCUACUCCAGUGGAAGUUUAUUGUGAUAUGGAGACUCAAGGAGGUGGAUGGACCAUGUUUCAGCGUCGGCAGGAUGGAAAGGUCAAUUUUAACCGCAAAUGGACAGAAUAUAGGGAUGGCUUCGGAGAUCUGCAUGCAGAAUUCUGGCUGGGAAAUGACCACAUCCAUGAUAUCUCCAGCCAGGGAGAGUAUUCCCUUCGGAUUGACCUCGAGGACUGGAAUGGCAAGCACAAACACGCACUGUACCAGAACUUCUGGAUUGAGAACGAGGACAACCACUACCGUCUCCAUGUAUCAGGAUUCAGUGGUACAGUUGAGGACUCGUUUGGUUGGUACCAUGACAAGCAAAGCUUCAGCACUCCAGACACAGGUGACAUCUGUGCCGAGAUAUCUCACGGAGGCUGGUGGUACCAUCAGUGCUUCUUUGCCAACCUCAAUGGAGUGUAUUAUAAGGGGGGGCGUUACUCUGCCAAAGGGAAGAAUCUUCUGGGGCCUGAUGGGAUUGUGUGGUACUCAUGGAAGGACUCAGAUUACUACUCCUUGAAGAAGGUGAGCAUGAUGAUCCGCCCACGGACAUACAAGCCCCGCCUCUCUCCAUAACGCUGCUUAAGGACCCGUGUAAAACAAUACUGCUGUGACAUCAUUGGGCCAUUAUUGAUUCACCGUGGCGAAACAAUUACUGUACAUGAACUGUGGUUAAAGGGAAAGUCCCAACUGGAUAUUCAAAAUAAAAUAUCCGCAUUUUUCAUUCUGGAUAAUCACGUCUCAUAAUCUUGGUCUUUGACUUACCAAAGUAUUCAAUGUAAUGAAUAUAAAAUAAGCAAAUGUGAUUAUAAAAGAACAUGAAUUAGAUUAUCAAUAAUUUUUAACAUGUACAAAAAUUUUAUUUGGAUAAUCAUUAUUAAUUAGAAAUAAUCCAGAGCUUAAUAUAAGAUUGGUACAUACUUUGCAUAUGUUAAUUGGUGUUACUGUACAUUUACUUUGUUGGAUAGAAAUAUUCAGAAGAAAUGUUUUUAAGAUACGAGUCUAGGACCCAGUUGAAACAAAACCCUUAAGUUAAGAAAACCUUUUUAAUUCAUUAAUCUUUUUUUUUUUUUUGUCUUGUAAAUAUAUAAUAAAAUCAAUCAUAAUAAUAAAAGAAAUAAAAAUAUUAUAUUUAAAAAUAUUUAAAACUAUUUUAAUUGAAAAUUGUAUGGGUAUUCUCAAUCAGGACUUUCUAAUCUUAAGAGGUCUUGUUGCAACCAGCCUCAGCAGUUUAUGAGAAAAUUUGAGAAAACUAUUAAUAGAUAUCCUACCACACAUAGCAUAUGUAAAUAUGUUUGUUUUUAAGCCUCAAUAAUUCUGUGUAAUGUAGCAGUAACAGGUGUUUAAAUAAUCCCAAAAUGUACAUCCUUUUAAUGCCUAAAUGUAUAUUUCACAACAUUGUUUACAUUUUGUAACUACUUUGAGAAUGUAUAAAAAUGUCUUAGUUUUUGAACGAUGUCCUGCUAUCUUGUAUACAGCUGACAUUCUGUGCUCUUCAGACUACUUUACCAUGAGAUAAACUUAUCUGCACCAUCCAUAAAGACUCUUUCUGCCUAUCUCACACUAACAGGAAGGGUGGAACAGACCAGCAAGUGAACAUGG